AUUCGUUUCUUCAGGCUGUUUCAAUGCGUUGGAGAAUUUUAUGUGGCAUUUGCUUUGGGAUUGUGGGACCUUGUCAGUUCAAGAUUUGUCAGAUCUUGGCCCUGAUUGCGUUCAUCUGCAUAGAGACCAUCAUGGAAUGCUCCCCGUGUGAAGGCCUCUACUUUUUUGAGUUUGUGAGCUGCAGUGCGUUUGUGGUGACUGGAGUCUUGCUGAUUCUGUUCAGUCUCAACCUUCACAUGAGGAUCCCCCAGAUCAACUGGAACCUGACGGAUUUGGUCAACACUGGACUCAGCACUUUCUUUUUCUUUAUUGCUUCCAUUGUAUUGGCUGCUUUAAACCACAAAGCCGGAGCAGAAAUUGCUGCCGUGAUAUUUGGCUUCUUGGCAACAGCGGUGUAUGCGGUGAACACAUUCCUGGCCGUGCAGAAAUGGAGAGUCAGCAUCCACCAGCAGAGCGCCAAUGACUACAUCCGAGCCCGCACCGAGUCCCGGGACGUGGAUGGGCGCCCGGAGAUCCAGCGCCUGGACACAUGAGGGCCCAGCAGGGUCCUCCCUCAUCCUCGUGCCCGUCCUUUCAAUCAAGUUUUCUUUCCCUCGU
Molecule: messenger RNA, 597 nt
Organism: Myotis davidii
Lineage: Eukaryota; Metazoa; Chordata; Mammalia; Chiroptera; Vespertilionidae
Gene: CMTM4
Product: CKLF like MARVEL transmembrane domain containing 4
Exons: 4
Coding region: 24-533 (169 amino acids)
Cellular component (GO): membrane
Source: RefSeq, a predicted model, not a curated record